Myxocyprinus asiaticus (Chinese sucker) is the source of this 2222-nucleotide messenger RNA. RefSeq names its product uracil phosphoribosyltransferase homolog. The record is from RefSeq and is a predicted model, not a curated record. The transcript has 7 exons. Bases 174 to 971 code for a protein of 265 amino acids. Lineage: Eukaryota; Metazoa; Chordata; Actinopteri; Cypriniformes; Catostomidae.
GGUUGUUGUGACAGCGGGAGCGUACGUCCUGCUUCAUGCGUCUCUGUUUAUCUUCAGAUAUGCUGAGAUAGUCUCACAGAUGGAUUGAAAAAUCGCCUGUGGAACAGCCAUCCGCUUAGUGGACCAGUUGGUUUCGUGUUGUGUUUCAGUGCUUCUUGUCGUUUUAUAGUCCUAUGGACACGGAUCUUAUUGAGAAGAUGCCGUGCCACAACCAGCAGCUAAACAACAGUGAGAGCCCCGAGCACGCUACGAAGCACGUCCGCUUUGCCCGCAGCAGCACUCGCACUGCUGCAGAAUCCUGUCAGGGCGAAUCAGAACCGCAUCAAAUCCAAACCCCGAGCGACAUCCAACGACAAAUAGGACCCCAGCUGAAACUCUUGCCAUUAAAUGACCAAAUACGAGAACUUCAGACAAUCAUUCGUGAUAAAUCUACCAGUAGAGGUGAUUUUGUGUUCUGUGCUGAUAGAUUGAUUAGGCUAGUGGUGGAAGAGGGUCUUAAUCAGCUUCCAUACAGUGAAUGCACCAUAACCACACCAACAGGACACAAAUACGAGGGUGUUAAGUUUGAAAAAGGAAACUGUGGGGUUAGCAUCAUGAGGAGUGGUGAGGCCAUGGAGCAAGGCCUGAGAGAUUGCUGCAGAUCCAUCCGUAUUGGUAAGAUUCUGAUCCAGAGUGAUGAGGAAACACAAAAGGCCAAAGUUUACUAUGCAAAAUUUCCUCCUGACAUUAGCCGAAGGAAGGUUCUGCUCAUGUACCCCAUCCUUAGUACAGGAAACACUGUGAUAGAAGCAGUGCGGGUGUUAAAUGAACAUGGCUUGCAGGCCAAACACAUCAUACUACUGAGUCUCUUCUCCACUCCACACGGUGCACGGUCCAUUAUUCAGGAGUUUCCUGAUAUCACCAUACUGACAACUGAAGUCCAUGCUGUUGCUCCGACACACUUCGGCCAGAGGUAUUUUGGCACUGACUGACACACCACCAAUUACUUGAUUCAGCUGAAGCGGCUUGCGUGUGUUUAUCAUCCAUCCAGUAAAGCCUGAACAACCCACAGCGAGUGUCUGUGUGAUUGGUUUAUCAGGGCUGGUCUCUGUAUUUUUAUUGUUUUUAUGUACUGUAUUUUGUCUCCGUUAAAUAUUUUUGGAUCAUUUGGUCCAUUUUUGUUCAUCCCAGACCCUACCAGGACUAUUAAAUAUUAAGAAAAAAAAAAAAACUGUGUUCUAGACUAUGACUGAACAUCAAAGGUGCUGCAAACAAGAAAAUACAAAAGUUUUCUAUUAAACAAUUUGUUCAUUAUUAUUAUUAUUUGUACAUAAUAACAGUGUCUGCAACACAAAUGUCAUAAUGCAAAGUGAGAAUUCACUGCCAAAACAGAAAAUCAGAAAUAAACAUUUCAUCACAAAAUGAAUUCAAGACAUUCAGUCAGCAGAGACACCUGAUAAAGUGCUCUCACACCCUGAUCAGUAAAAAAGAGGUUUUGGAGACCUGAUCUAUCCUGCAGGAAGUGUUUCAGGUGAAAACUGAACCCUCACAUUCUCGUCUCCCUGUGGGCUGCUUGCCGUUCCUGAAAGCUUAACCUGUGUUUGUGAUCUUUCUAGAAAUCACCCCAGUCCACAGACAACAUAGAAAGGCAAAGUUAAGGUAUAGUGUGGGUGAAUAGUUCAAAUUCUCCUGUGUUUGAACAACUUCACACCAGCUUUGAAAGUGUCCUUGAAAAGGAGAACACGCACUUCUCAUACCUUAUAUCAUUACUGUUAGUCAUCUGCUGCUGUAGUAACAGAGACACCCUCAGGUGAGACUGACGUGAGAACAGAAAGAAAGAGAAAUGACUCGAAUCAGAAUUUUUGGUUGGGUGUAAACCUGCUGUUCAAGUCUCCCUAUCCCAACUCUUUACAUUAUUGCAAAAUAAAAUACUCCAUAUUAAGAUUUUUUAAUGUUUUCUACUUAAAAAAAAAAAUCUAAAUUUCAGGGUGUUUGUUGUACUCUAGAAAUUCUAGGUAUUUUAAGUCAAUUCAGAGUGUGUUUUACAGUGGGGGAAUGUAAGAGUAUGUGGUUCGUAAUCCUACUCUUUGUGCUUAUGUUUUAAAUUUCCAAAUUAAAAUGCAUUUGGAUAUUGUUUGUGGGGAUUUAUGUAGAAAAGUCAAGGUGGUGAAACCAUCCUGAGAUCAGAAAGAAGAAAUAAAUUAAAAUGAUUGAAUUCCUGUAAAAUAAACACCUUUAACAGU